This is a messenger RNA of Schistosoma margrebowiei, 1846 nucleotides long. The record is from the annotation of a GenBank genome assembly. NCBI's taxonomy places the organism in Eukaryota, Metazoa, Platyhelminthes, Trematoda, Strigeidida, Schistosomatidae.
ACUCAAGGUCGCUGGACUGAUGAAGCGGCACAGUUGUAAAAAUGUUGUCAUUUGUUUAUCGAAGACUUUUGGGUCGACUCUACUUUCGUACUUCUAAUUUGAAUACAUCUUUCCGAAUUCCUGUUUCUAAGGCUUUUGUUUCAACCUCGCCGGCCUUUGUAUAUAGAUCUCAUGCUUGUGGUGAGCUGAGUACGCGACAUAUCAACUCUACCGUUACAGUAUGCGGGUGGCUUGAAUAUUGUCGACUGUCAUCUCGUUUUCUUGUUCUUCGUGAUGAUCGUGGUUUAAUACAAAUAUAUUGUGACAAAAAUUCUCUCCAAAUUCCGCAACUUACUUUUGAGUCUGUCCUGAGAGUGACUGGUAAAGUCCAAGCACGUCCGGAAAAGGAUGUGAAUAAGCUUAUGCCAACUGGCGAUAUUGAAAUAGUUGCCGAAAGCAUUGAAAUCCUCAGUCGUUCGUCUUUACUUUCCUUUCUUCCGAAAGAUGCAGCGAAUGUCAACGAAACAGAAAGAUUAAAAUAUCGUUACCUUGAUCUUCGGUCGUCGAAUAUGCAAGGAAACAUUCGGUUUCGUUCAUCUAUCACAUUGCAAAUGCGAAGCUUCUUGUGUCAAAAUAAUGGUUUUAUUGAAAUCGAAACUCCAUAUUUGUUCAAAAUUACUCCAGGGGGUGCCCGUGAGUUUAUUGUACCUACCAAGUUUCCUGGAUUAUGGUACUGCUUACCUCAAAGCCCCCAACAAUUCAAGCAACUUUUGAUGAUAAGUGGAUUUAGUAAGUAUAUGCAGAUCGCCAGAUGUUUUCGCGACGAGACCUCUAGGUCUGACAGACAGCCCGAGUUUACUCAGUUGGACAUAGAAAUGGCAUUUAUCACUCCAGAUGAUAUUUAUGAAAUAAUUGAAAAUAUGUUGUUAUAUAUUUGGCCUACAGUUCAGAGUACUUCAGGUUGUCGACCAAUUUCGGCACCUUUUUUGCGCAUGAAAUAUUGUGAUGCUAUGUCACGAUAUGGAAGUGACAAACCAGAUAUACGCUUUGGUUUCUUAUUUUCAUAUUCCGCGGUUGAUGGACACACCGGUUUUAAUAUACCAAGGAAAUACUCAUCAAGUUUAAGUGCUGAAGAUUGGGACUCCUUGGAGGAUUUGGUUUUUCGCCUAACGGGCCAAAGAAUAUCAAUCUUUGCAGUUCAAAAUAUCAAGUCAAAACACUUGGACUUACUAAAUUUAUUAAAGCCAGAGUGUGGUGAUUUAGUCGUCUUCAUUAAAGGAAAUACAGAAACUGAGUUAAAAGCAUUGGGAAUGGCACGAGUUGAAGUCGCUAAACUUAUUGAUUCGAAAGGUUUGUCAAUAUAUGAACCUGGAUUCCAUUUCCUUUGGGUAAAUCAAUUUCCAUUGUUUGAAAAAAAUAACUUAGGUCAAUGGAUAUCAGUGCAUCACCCAUUCACUGCUGCGUCGCCAGAGACAGCACAUUUCCUGUACACUGAUCCGAGCAAAGUCAUCGGUUUACAUUACGAUUUAGUUUGUAAUGGUCAAGAAGUUGGAGGUGGUUCAAUUCGGAUACAUAAUCCUGAGGUACAAAGGUAUAUUUUUACCGAAAUUCUCAAGGAAAAUUCUUGUGAAAUGGAAUACUUUUUAACUGCCCUAAAUUCUGGAGCUCCACCGCAUGGUGGGAUUGCGUUAGGUCUUGAUCGUUUAAUUGCAAUAUUUGUAAAUGCCAAAUCAAUCAGAGAUGUAAUUGCUUUCCCAAAAGCGGCUGAUGGGAAAGAUCUCUUAUGUGGGACACCAACUAUGGUAGAUGAUGAAAUCUUAUCACAGUAUUGCAUUUCUGUUUCUAAUCUUAAUAAAAGUUGAUUUCU